GAAGGAAACACUCAGCUGUAUUUAAGCAGGAAAGGUUCCUCAUCCUGGAAUCAUCAAAGACUCACGGCUCAAGACACUUGUGAGCUUUCCUCACAGCACCUGCUCUCUCGAGGAUCUCUGGGCGAUUGAGAUGUGCACCGGUCACUGCUCCAGGUCUGUGGGAAUGGCUCUGAUCCCUACAGCCAUCGUCUGCAUGCUGGCAAAUACACUGCUGCUGUUUCCUGACCUGAAGUAUCAGUACCUGACAGAGAGUCAUGUGACCAGAGAGGCCAUGUGGUGCUCUGGGAUCUGGGCAUCAGGGCUUCUGGUGCUUGUGGCGGCGCGAGGCUUUACGACACGCUACGAAAAGAAAGGAUGCUGUUAUUUUACUGUUGAGGUUUUGCGUAAAAUGGGCUACGCAUGUUUGGCCAUUCUGGGAGCAGGCGUGUGUUUCGUGGUGAGCGGGACGGGGCUGGCUCUGGGACCCCUCUGUUUACACAACAGCACUGAAGGGCUGGAGUGGGGACGGCCUUUAAAACAAGUCAAAACUGGAGAGAAGCUCUACCUCUACACCCCGGAGCGGUGGUCGUCCACCUGUGUGGAGCCUCGAGGUGUUGUGAUCUGGAAUAUACUUCUUUUCUCCGUCCUCAUGGCAGCAAGUGGCCUUGAGCUGGCUUUCUGCGUUCUUCAUCUCCUCGCCGCCUUAUUGGAGUUCAUGUGUGGACCGAGAUUCUGCAAGAAUAAGGUUGUUCCUGCUUAAAAUGAGUUUCUGUUAUUUUCAUCUCCAUGUGAGAAUGAGAACGCCAUUUUUGGGUUAAACAGUCAGCUCUGACUGCUCAACUUAUUUUAAACAGAGAGGAAAAUAUAGAAAUGGGAAGUGGAUGAGGAAAGCCAGUUUUCAGGUCCCUGAAGUGUCUCAUCGCACACGUCCAGUUUUCCUGUUGUUCAGCUGCUUGAGAGACACUAGUGAUUGGAAACACUGAAUCCCAGAAACCCUUAAACAGAUUAAACACUCUUAAUAACCUACUAAACUCACACAUACAAAUAAGCUGUUUAAAAUAUUCUUUAUCGUGA
Molecule: messenger RNA, 1053 nt
Organism: Carassius gibelio (silver crucian carp)
Lineage: Eukaryota; Metazoa; Chordata; Actinopteri; Cypriniformes; Cyprinidae
Product: transmembrane 4 L6 family member 5-like
Exons: 6
Coding region: 131-739 (202 amino acids)
Cellular component (GO): membrane
Source: RefSeq, a predicted model, not a curated record